Messenger RNA from Hermetia illucens (black soldier fly), 1598 nucleotides. Its product is annotated as translocon-associated protein subunit alpha. The coding region runs from base 186 to 1067 and encodes 293 amino acids. The record is from RefSeq and is a predicted model, not a curated record. The transcript has 3 exons. Gene Ontology annotation, cellular component: endoplasmic reticulum; endoplasmic reticulum membrane. NCBI's taxonomy places the organism in Eukaryota, Metazoa, Arthropoda, Insecta, Diptera, Stratiomyidae.
AACGAGAUUUGUCAGUGGCCGGAGCUCAUUUUGAAAGGUUGCGGCGGUGUUGUGCAGUUCGAGAUUUUGGAAGUGAAAGUUUCGGUGAGGUGCCAACGAAACACAUUCGGCGCGAGUGUGAAGGAUCUAGCUCGACUAUCAUUCAGUGCAUUGCCUUUCAACUAGUGUAGUUGCCGUAAAUAAAGAUGCGGAAAAUCGUGUUAUUCGUUCUGCUGGUUUUGCCGACCAUUAUUUGUACAUUUUCAAACCAAAAUAAACUCUUCGCCUUCGCAGAAGAUGAAGUAGAAGACGACGUUGAGGUUGACAGUGAAGACGGCGGAGUAGUUGGGGACGAUGCUGAAGCGGAAGAGGAGUCAGAGACAACAACUUCGCCCGAUGCGGACACGUAUUUGUUGUUCACGAAACCUUUGUAUACCCCAGGCUCCCAGUUUGAAUUGCCAGGCGGACAACCUGUGGAGUUCCUCGUAGGGUUCAACAACAAGGGCGAGAAUGAAUUUGUUAUCGAUAGCGUCGAGGCCUCUUUCCGUUACCCAAUGGACUUCAACUACUACAUCCAGAAUUUCUCCGCCAUCCCAUACAACCGUGAAGUGAAAUCAGGUCAUGAAGCCACAGUCUCGUACUCAUUCAUGCCAUCAGAGACGUUCGCUGGCCGUCCAUUUGGACUGAACAUUGCCUUGAACUACCGCGACUCAAACGGCGCCCAAUUCUCAGAAGCCGUCUUCAACGAGACUGUGCAAAUCAUUGAAAUCGACGAGGGACUCGACGGAGAAACUUUCUUCCUCUACAUCACUCUGGCUGGUAUUGUUGUCUUGCUACUCGUCUUGGGACAACAGUUCCUGGUUGGGUCAGUUGGCAAGAGGAAACGCACAGCAGCUCCUCGCAAGCAAAUCGAAACGGGAACAGCCAACAAUAGCAAUGUAGACUACGACUGGCUCCCGGCUGAGACCUUGAGGCAACUCCAGAAAUCCCCAAGCAACAAGACUUCCCCUAAAACCUCGCCAAAGGCUAAGCAAUCACAAAGCCCCAAACAGAGGAAAGUCAAGCGAUCGGCGGGAUCCGACGACUAGAGGCCGUGUGCAAAAAUCAUCUUAAUUUAAGACUGCGUGAGAGCGUUUAGAUGAAGGAGUAACUUUUUUUAUUUAAAACAAGAAAUUCGAUACACAUUAAGACGAUGAGGUGAAGUGCAGAGAGCAAGGCACGAAUUAAUUUGUCUUCGUUCCAGGAAGACAGCCCGUGUUAUAUAUAAAAGGAGGAAGAAUCAGGUGUUAAAAGUAAUGUAACUAAUAUUAGAGAGAUUUUCGUUUUGUUAUACAUGUCCUUUAGUGUUAGCGACGUACGUACGUAGAUACCACUCAUGCAUAAACUUUUACUACCGCCAAGCGAAGAAAGAAUUCACAGAACACAUCGAAGCGAAAUUCGCCGUAUUUAUUGAAAAAAUACCUCCACGAAACUUAAAAUGUGCAAGGAAUUCUGAGAAAAGACCACAAAGUAGCAAAAUAGAUUCUUAUAAUUCAUUCUACUGAGAUUUUUGCUUAUAACCGAUAAUGAUUCUUAUAAAAAAUGGAAGAAAUGUACGUUUGCCUGUUUUUUUGUACAAA